CUCACAAGAAACAACACUUCAAAACCAUCUAUAUUUCUCUAUGGCUCCCUUUGCAAUGGAGUUAUUAGCAGCAAGUAUGAUUUUAUUUAUGAUCUCAUAUGUUAGUUUUUGGCUCACAAAGUUGGUAUUUAGGCGAGGCGAAACAUGCUAUGUGAUCGACUACGAAUGCUACAUGGCGCCGAAGGAGAGAAAGCUCGACACCCACCAGUGUGCGAAGAUUGUUUCCCGCAACAAGAAUCUGUGUAUAGAAGAUCACAGGUUCCUUGUAAGAACCAUGGUUAAUUCAGGCCUUGGUGAAGAAACUUAUUGCCCAAAAAGCAUCAUAAUGGGUGAAGAAGAACACCCAAAACUUGUUGAUUCUGUGUCAGAAAUAGAAGCCGUGUUCUACGAUACGCUCGAUAGAAUAUUUGCCAGAUCGAAAAUUUUGCCAUCUCAAGUUGAUAUACUUGUGGUGAAUGUAUCGCUACUCUCAGCGGUGCCUUCUCUAACGUCUAGAAUCAUUAAUCAUUACAAUAUGCGAUCCGAUAUUAAGUCGUUUAAUCUGUCAGGAAUGGGGUGCAGUGCAAGUCUAAUUAGCGUCGAUCUGGUGCAACACUUGUUCAAGGCUCACAAGAAGAAAAUAGCCAUUGUUGUGAGCACAGAAUCCAUGUCGUCUCAAUGGUACUCCGGGAGAGAAAGGUCCAUGAUGAUCUCUAACUGUCUUUUCCGGGUAGGAGGCUGUUCGAUGCUUUUAACCAACGACAGCGCUCGCAAGAAUCAGGCCAUUUUGAAGCUCAAAUGCUUGGUUCGAACCAAUUUGGCUUCGGAUGACGAAGCCUUCCAUUGCUGCAAGCAGUCAGAAGACGCUCAAGGAUAUAAAGCCAUUUAUCUCAGCAAAAUUCUCAAAACAAUUGCUGCUCGAGCUUUGACGAAGAACCUAACAGUGCUGUUACCAAAAGUGCUUCCACUUUGGGAGAUAAUUCGUUAUCUAUUGUUCAAAUCUAGUUCGAAAAUCAACCUUAAAACUGGAAUCAAUCACUUCUGCUUACACCCAGGUGGAAGAGCCGUGAUCGAUGAAGUGGGUGAAAAUUUAGGGCUAAACGAGUAUGACCUCGAACCAGCUCGAAUGACGCUGCAUCGUUUUGGGAACACUUCGUCUGCUGGGCUUUGGUAUGUUCUAGCGUACAUGGAGGCCAAGAAAAGGCUGAAGAAAGGUGACAGAAUCUUGAUGAUCAGCUUUGGUGCAGGUUUCAAAUCCAACAACUGUAUUUGGGAGGUCAUGACCUCAGACUUGGAUCGAACAAAUGUUUGGAAAGAUAUGAUCGAAAAUUACCCUCCAAAGAUGACUAUAAACCCUUAUCUUGAGAAAUUAGGAUGGAUCAAUGAUAAAGCUAUGGAUUUUGUCACACCUGAAGAUAUAAGCAAGAUGUUUGCAAGAUGUUAAUUGCUUCUGCCUACGUAAAGCGAGUGUAGUAAGAGUUUCUUGCUAUUUUUAAUCACGAAUAAGAGGCACCGACGAGUCAUGGUCAUAUCCAAGGGAUUAUGAUUUCUUCAAAUCAUUUAAAUAUUAGAUGUGUCUACAUGAAAAAAAUGUGUAUUUCGGUUUUGAAAAAAAAAACUGAAUACCACUAAUAUAUGUUAUAUUAUCGUUCAUUGUGAUUUUUGGAUGGGUUGAAAAUCAAACAAAUUAAUCUCGUUUCCUUCUUUC
Molecule: messenger RNA, 1687 nt
Organism: Lactuca sativa (garden lettuce)
Lineage: Eukaryota; Viridiplantae; Streptophyta; Magnoliopsida; Asterales; Asteraceae
Product: 3-ketoacyl-CoA synthase 19
Biological process (GO): fatty acid biosynthetic process
Cellular component (GO): membrane
Molecular function (GO): acyltransferase activity, transferring groups other than amino-acyl groups
Source: RefSeq, a predicted model, not a curated record